Messenger RNA from Cottoperca gobio, 4508 nucleotides. It is a transcript of the gene nr2c2, whose product is annotated as nuclear receptor subfamily 2, group C, member 2. Lineage: Eukaryota; Metazoa; Chordata; Actinopteri; Perciformes; Bovichtidae. Gene Ontology annotation, molecular function: sequence-specific DNA binding; zinc ion binding; DNA-binding transcription factor activity. The transcript is spliced from 16 exons. Bases 302 to 2236 code for a protein of 644 amino acids. The record is from RefSeq and is a predicted model, not a curated record. Gene Ontology annotation, biological process: regulation of DNA-templated transcription.
GCGCGGGGACGCGAGAGAGGAAGAAGAAAAAAAACCCUCCACCAUCAUCAACGUGCUGGCGGUGCGGGGUCACGAACUAUGACCUUUAACAGAAGAAACCAAAACAAAUAUUUUAUAAAAUAUCAAAGAGCCUGAAAUCUGUGAGCACCAACCCCCAGAGGUCGACUCAGAGGUCAUAGACUCGGCUUGUGGUGACGUCACUGCGCUCAUGCCAAGGCUGGAUUUGUCCGACAAAAUAUUACCUGAGGUGUCUGAACAUGAAGAAUAUUAAAGUAGACCUCACUAAUGACCUUACAUCAACAUGACGACCAACCUGAAUCUGCUCUCUCAGCAGAAAGUGGACUCUGAGCACGAGGCAGAGGUGUCUUCCUCUCCUUCAGACUCAGUGUUAAGUGAGUCUCCACAGCGCUUUCAGGUCAUCGCCACUGAGCCUGCCACAACACCACAGCGACUACAGAUUGUAACCGACCAGCAGACAGGUCAGAAGAUCCAGAUAGUGACAGCGAUGAAGCCGUCCAGUGCUCCCAAACAGCAGUUCAUACUGACAGACAGCUCAGGGGCAGGCAAGGUUAUCCUGGCCUCAUCGGACAGCCACAACACUAAGCAGCUCAUCUUCACUGCUGCAGACAGCCUGAUGCCAGGAAGGAUACAGAUCGUCACAGAUCCGGUGUCAAUGGAACGGUUGUUAGGGCAUUCAGGGGACCUGAGCCGACCGCAGCCAGUGGAGUACUGUGUGGUGUGUGGAGACAAGGCUUCAGGGCGUCACUACGGAGCAGUCAGUUGUGAGGGAUGUAAAGGCUUCUUCAAGAGGAGCGUGAGGAAGAGCCUGACCUACAGCUGCCGCAGUAAACAGGACUGCGUCAUCAACAAACAUCACCGCAAUCGCUGCCAGUUCUGUCGGUUGAGGAAAUGCCUUGACAUGGGGAUGAAGACUGACUCUGUCCAGAGUGAGAGAAAGCCCAUCGACGUAGUGCCCAGAGAGAAGCAUGCCAACUGUGCUGCCUCCACCCAAAAGAUUUACAUUCGCAAGGACCUAAACAGUCCGCUCAUCGCCACGCCAACCUUUAUUUCCGAUACAGAGACGGAUGGCUCCAGAUCCAGCCUGCUGGAGCAGGGCAUGCUGGUUAAUAUCCAGCAGCCGGUCAUCCAGAGUGAUGGAACUUUGCUGCUGGCCACGGACUCAAAGAUGGAUCCUGGGCAGGGGGACUUGGGGACACUAGCCAAUGUGGUGACAUCACUUGCCAACCUGAGCGACUCACUAAGAGAAAAUCUAAACAAUGGUGAUACCUCAGACAGCCAACAUGAGGAACAAUCUGCCAGCGAGAUAACACGUGCCUUUGACACCCUGGCCAAAGUUUUCAACCCCCAUGAAGUAGGCGUUGGACAGAGUCUGGCAGAUAAGUGUGUCAGUGGAACAACCAUCCAGCUGAUUGGUCGAGACCAGGAGACCCCCAUCAUUGAGGUGGAAGGACCACUGCUCACAGACAGCCAUGUUGGCUUUAAGCUGACCAUGCCCAGCCCCAUGCCCGAGUAUCUGAAUGUACACUACAUCUGUGAGUCAGCAUCCAGACUUCUCUUUCUCUCCAUGCACUGGGCACGCUCCAUCCCUGCUUUCUCAGCUCUUGGUCAGGAGGCGAACACCAGUCUGGUGCGAGCCUGCUGGAACGAGCUGUUUACUCUGGGUCUUGCUCAGUGCGCUUAUGAGAUGAACCUGUCCACCAUCCUCGCUGCCAUCAUCAACCACCUUCAAAGCAGCAUCCAGGAUGGUAUGGACCACAGACCUCGUCAUCAUUUCUCAGUAGGACACACACUCACAUACAAGCUUUCGGGGGAGAGGGUGAAGCAGGUGAUGGAGCAUAUUUGGAAGUUUCAGGAGUUCUGUAACAACAUGACGAAGCUGGAGACGGACAGCUACGAAUAUGCCUACCUGAAAGCUAUAGUGUUGUUCAGCCCUGAUCACCCCGGUGUGGACAGCAGCGGGCAGAUCGAGAAGUUCCAGGAAAAAGCCUUGAUGGAGCUGCAGGACUACGUGCAGAAAACGUACCCAGACGAAACCUACAGGUUGACCCGCAUCCUGACUCGUCUCCCGGCCCUUCGCCUCAUGAACUCGGCCAUCACAGAGGAGCUCUUCUUCACUGGCUUGAUAGGUAAUGUCUCUAUUGACAGCAUCAUUCCCUACAUCCUCAAGAUGGAGACGGCUGAGUAUAACAGCCAGGACUCUGACUCUACAGAAUGACACGCCAUCACUCCAGCACGCAGAACUGUCAAAGUGUAAUAGCCACUUCAGGUACUCUUCUUUGUCUCUCGUGGGGAUUCCCGCUGAACCCCAGUCUAAAAUCCUGCGGCGGCCCCUUGUUUUGUAACGAUGCAUGGUGCAAAAUCAUUCAGGAAUCCUUGUUAGAUUAAGAUAAUCUGGGAUUGGAAAACCAGGAUGACACUUGGAAUGUUUUCUGGAGCUGACGCAGUGUGGUAAUCUUGAAUUUCUGGCUCUAAAAUCAGUCACUCUGAACUGAAUGGAAAAGGAAUCCCUCUGUAGCUGCAACUGUGCUCAUCUCCUUUAAUGUCUGAAUGGCACCUCAAGCUAAUUACAUAUGAACUUUAACUUCUGACCUAAGCCUUUCAUAUUGUUUUAGUCUUAUCCAAGCCUUACAAUGCUCCCAUGAUGAUCACAUACAUCAUUUAGCUUUAGCUUGCAGAAAACAGUGGAGCUGUAUCAACAGAAAUCUUACACAUGUAUGUGGAAUCUCACCUAUUUAAAAGUCUAAAGACUAAAGUAAAUCUGAGUACUUACUUUAAAAGUGUACUUUGAAGCUGUAAAGUAUUUGUUUAUGUUGGUAUUUGGGAACAUUGGUGCAGUAAAAACUGAUAUUUUAAUGACCUAGCUGUAAAUUGAGAAUUCAGGCUUUUACAAAGACUAAGUAUGACUUUUCUGGAAAUGAAACAUGCUUUGUAAUAUAUAUAUCUUUUUUUUCAGUUUUGAAAUUGACACUAUUUCCUCGAAGGUGUGAGACAUUAGUGUACAGUUAUUUACUUUGGAUACAUUUAAAUAAUAGUUGGAAUGAGAACUCCAAUCAGGUAUGAAAACUAACUCAAACCUCAAUUAAUUAAUCCUUAUAAUCUGUAUUCAUAUGGACUGGCUUUCAAAGCAUUUAUUUACCACACAGUGCAUUACAACAUGACCAACGUCUGAUUUCAUUCAGUUUCUCUUUUAACUUAAAUUCACAAAGUCACAUUAGCCAAAUUAGCCAAUUAAACUGACCAUGUGUCUUUUUUUAAUACUAAAUUACUUCUCAGAGAUUUUUAGCUUCGGCAGUGUUUUUAUGUUUAGGUAAAGUAAUUUAUAAAUUAUCAUGAAUAUGUUGCUAAUAUAACCUGUGCAAUCACCUCAUCACUUUUCCCUUUACGACAAUCAAUAAUAUGUUAUGUCAUGGCAAUUCUUCUCAAACUGCAUUUUGUAUGUGUAUUUAUCAUUGGCAGUUAUUUCUUUUAAUGAAUUAUAUUAUCUUAAAUAUUUUUGGGUUCAGAAAUGUUACUUAUGUGUAGCUAUGCUACUGUUUUUGUACAUGUGUUUGCAUUUGUACUCUGCUAAGUGCACAUCAAUCAGCUUUUGUGGCGUUCAUGCUGACUAAAACUUUGUGUUUUGUAUGUUUUCUAAAACUUUUCAUUUGUUGUAAACAAAUGUGCUUGUUGCAUACUAAGUGUACUUAAAGUACUUUUGGGCAGGUUUCCCUCAUUUAAAAAACAAAAAAAACAAGAUGUUCUGGGAAGCCAGUCUCGAGUGCAUUGACGUCUUGAAGACUUUACGGAGACAUGCAUUGGCUCCCCCGCUUGUAUAAUGGUUCAGAAUACGCAUCCACAGCAACAUGAAUGAUGACGGAAAUGAGGAAGAAGUCAACAUGGAUUGUGUCUUGUGAAAUAAAUGUCAAUUGUAAUAUUUGUGGUUUAAAACCCAUACAGACUGUAAAGGCCCUGUUGUGAAAUGACCUUUGUACAUGUAGUUUCAUUAAAAUGAGUGCAUGUUGUUUUUAAACCGAGUUUUAUAAUCUUGUCGCUGUCUGCCCUUAUGAGGAGCAAUGUUAGACAUUUUAUAGUGCAUUGCAGUGCAUGAAGAAGUUGCUAAAGUGCAUUUUAUUAAAUGCUGUAUGAAUAAUGUUUAUUUAAAUGUUGUGGCUUUAAAAUAUUUAACAUGAGCAGCUCCCACAUUACAGGAUAUUAGAUUAGAAUUAUUUUCUUCAGCUUUGUGGAUCGAGUAUCCUAUGGUAAAAUGUUAUACAAUGUAAAUGUACUUUGUUUUUCUGCUCAUGUAAAAUGUAUUUCUUCAAACAUUGAGAUUGAGAAACAAACAUUCAUGUUUUGCUCAAGUUUGUCAAAACCCCACAUUUCUACCUCACACCAAUGAAGAUAUAAAACAUGUAUAAACGACUGAGCUCCUGUAUCAACAUUCCAGUCUCUGAGGCUGGCUUCUCUGAAACCACACACUAUAAAAGAAAUAAACGAUUCAUUAUGAA